AUGGCCAUGUCGCUCUCCCUCGCGCGCCUGGCCCUGCCUCCGGUCCUCCAGGCCCUCCCCGGCAGGAGGCUGGCCCACUCCGCCCUCGCCUUCCUCGCCGCCGGGAAGGGGUACAAGAUGAAGACGCACAAGGCGUCGGCGAAGCGGUUCAGGGUGACGGGGACCGGGAAGAUCGUGCGGCGCUGCGCCGGGAAGCAGCAUCUGCUCAGCAAGAAGAACGCCAAGCGCCGGAAGAGGCUCUCCAAGAUGGUCCAAGUUAACAAGAGCGACUACAGCAACGUGAUGGGUGCGCUGCCCUACCUCAAAGUGAACAAGAAAGCAGGCUGA
This is a messenger RNA of Triticum turgidum subsp. durum (durum wheat), 327 nucleotides long. NCBI's taxonomy places the organism in Eukaryota, Viridiplantae, Streptophyta, Magnoliopsida, Poales, Poaceae. The record is from the annotation of a GenBank genome assembly.